AUGGUCGUCGUCGUCAAAGCCAACGACUCUGGCGCUGGAUUGCAGGUUGACAGUGACGUCCCCGGCCGGGAAUCCCGGAACGAUACGCAAAUUCGAGGGACGGAUGUGAGGCAGGAGGCCUCUUCCGCGAGUGGUGAUGGAAAGGCUUUUGGUCCUCAAGGGUCAAAGCGCGAGAACGUGAUGAAGACGACGGGGUGGGGUGCGAAAAUUGGGGAUGGGGUGAAGGGGGGAGAGGAUGAGAAGGAAGAGAAGAGGAGAGGGGAAGAGGGAGAGAAAGGGAAAGGGAUAGAGGAAGAGAGGAAAACGUCGAAGUUCAAAGGGUUGUCGGCAAAGCUGGGAUUAGAUGUGGGUACGGUGUUGAUGAUGUUUAAAAUCUCUUGGUGUAUUGACGGGAGCCUAAUCGAAGCUGGCAGGUAUCGCGAUCUACCAAGCGGAUUCAGUAGCGAGGCUCUUCAAUACGCUGGGGUAUCUGAUUCCUAUCCUCACGGUUCUGAGUAUGCCUAUCAUGCCACGGGCCAAGCGAUUGCGCUGUUGGGCAUCUGGUCUGGUGUGAAGGCGCGGGAAAACACCACUCCUGCUGGGUCGACUGCAUCGUAUAACUCUUCCCAGUCCGUUGUCUGCGCCAUCUGGCUUUUCGUAAAUAUCUGGUUUGCCAACGUCUUGCGCGCAAAGAUGCCAGCCCUCCAGUUUCCGGUCAUUAUGUAUAGCAUCUUCACCAAUGUGUCGUUUACGUACGGCCCUUUAUUUCCUACGAGCGCGGCUGGUGAGGAUUUCGUUGUAGAGCUUCUACGGGCGUUCCUGGUAGCUUUUGCUAUUUCUACUGGAGUUAACCUGUUUGUGAUACCCAUGAGCUCGAGGCUGGUUGUUUUUAAGGAGCAAGCAGGGUAUAUACAACUGGUGCGAGGCGUCCUCAAGGCGCAAAGCGCCUAUCUGCAAAGCUUAGAAACUAGCGAUAUGUUCGCAGCCCCUCAAUCUAGAUCUCAUAGCGGUGACGAUCAUAGCAACGAGAAUAAAAGAAAGAAAGGAGGCAAGAAAGACGGAUCUCACCCAGCGCAAAAUCUUCAAGCCAAAGCUUUGAAAGACUCUCUUGCCGCAUUGAUUGCACUGCAUGGCAGGCUCUACGGUGACAUGACGUUCGCAAAACGCGAAGCUGCCUGGGGUAAACUGGACGCUAAGGACCUCGAGGAAAUCUUCGCCCUGUUCAGAGACAUUUUGAUUCCACUGAACGGGAUGAGCACUAUCACGGACAUUUUUGAGCGGAUUGCUGAGAGGAGGGGCUGGGUCUCCGUCCCAAAUUCAAAGUUCAACGAGUUGGAAGCUUGGGAAAACAAUCGUGGGGAGGAAGAGGAGGAAGAGAAGAGGACGUGGAAUGAGAUUAUGAAGACGUUGCACGAGCCAUUUGAAGUCGUUACAACUGCCAUGGAUGAGGGGCUGCAUCACGCUGGCUUGGCCCUCGAACUCAUCCCUAAACCCAAAGCAAAGCAAGGGGAGGACGCUGAGGCGAAAGGCGAAGAAGUCAAGCCUGGAGAUCCACGGUUUGCGGAGCAUAUGCAUAAGAAGAUGGCGGACUUUUAUGGGAGAAGGGGCGAGACGCUUAGGGCGUGGGCGAGACAGAAGGGACUGGAUGAAGAGCAAUUGGAUGCUGCGCAGUCUCCUGGACCGGACGACGAAUCAUCGGUAUUAGACGACAAGCAUAGCCGAGAUCAGCAACAGCUGUAUCUGAUUCUCUACCUCGAGAACCUGCUCCACUCAGCCGGAGUAGCCAUUUUGAAAUUGGUACAAUUCGCCGACAGCAAGGUUGCUGACGGCACAAUGAAGAAGAACCGACUCAUUAAUCCAGGCCAACAGAGGUUGAAGAAGUGGAUCCUGAGUAUCGGCCGCGAAGAUAGCUCGCUUGACUCCAACACGCCGGAUUCUAUGGAAGCUGGCACAAACACGGUCUACAUGGGCGCAGGCUUCAACCCUAAGGGAGAUCCGGAGCAUUUACCAGCCAAGACCGCAUGGCAGAAAUUCGGAAAUGGUCUUCGCACAAUCUCUCACUUUAUGGGAUCCACGGAAUCCGCCUUUGGCUUCCGAGUCGCGUGUGCCACGCUGACUGUUGGCAUCAUUGCAUUUCUGAAGGACUCGCAGGAAUUCUUCAUCAAGCAACGCCUCGUAUGGGCUAUGAUUAUCAUCGCUAUUGGGAUGACGAUGACCUCUGGGCAAUCAAUCUUUGGAUUCUUCGCACGAGUCGCCGGCACGGCACUGGCGAUGGUGUUCUCAAUAGUAAUUUGGUAUAUUGUGAACGAGCAAACCGCGGGCGUCAUUGUCUUCCUUUGGCUGUUCAUCUUUGUAGAGAUGUACUUCUUCCUGAAGUAUCCCAGGUUCAUACCCAUCUGGCUGAUGUGUAUCGUCACCCAGGUCUUGAUCAUCGGGUAUGAGCUGCAGGUGGAAAAAAUUGGAAUUGCGGCUUCGGUUGCAACGGGACAGCCUUACUAUCCUACCUACCAGCUAGCUCCCUACCGUCUAGCAUGUGUGGCAGGCGGCUGCUUUAUCGCUUUCGUCUGGACUGUCUUCCCCUAUCCUCUCUCUGAUAGAAGCUGGCUGCGCAAAGACCUCGGCUCUACACUCUAUCUCCUCGCAAACUACUAUAGCGUCGUACACUCCACCAUUGUUGCUCGAAUGCACAACUCGGAAGGAGACAUGACGUCAAAGCACUCGCCCGGCAAGCAGCUGGAAAAAUUCCGAUACAAGAUAUUCAGCAAACUGCUGCUGCUGAUUCCGUCGUUGCAAGAGCAUGCUGAUUGGCAGAAAUGGGAGCCGACCAUUGGAGGGAAAUUCCCACGCAAAACCUACGAAAGCAUCAUCCAGCGCACCUUAAAUCUCAUGAAUUACAUCUCUCUAAUGUCCUACACGACCAAAUCCUGGACCUCCGACCACGGCUACCUCUACCCUGACGCCGACCCCUCCAAGAGCCGCGAAUGGCUCCAUGACCUCUCCGUCCUCCUCGACUCCAUCGGGCCCACCUCCCACGCCAUCACCUCCGUGCUCUCCCUCCUGUCCGCCUCUGUCACGCAAGGCUCGGCCCUCCCGCCCUACAUACAGCUGCCCGAGAGCUACAACCUGAGCCGGAGACUGGAGAAGCUGGACAGGGGCAUCCUGGGCAUCAAGCACGUCGAGGAGCCCGGGUACUCGGCGUACGCAGUGCUGCAGGUGUGCAGCAGCCUCGUGGUGGACGAUCUGCGGAGACUGGUCGAGGAUGUCAAGGAGCUGGUUGGCGAGACGGAUUUCUCGUUCCAGAUUAGCUCGUUGGAGACUGGUCUGGGGAGCAGCAGUGCAGGGGGAAGUACGGAUGAGGCUGGGAAGGGGAAGGUGGAUUGA
Drepanopeziza brunnea f. sp. 'multigermtubi' MB_m1 is the source of this 3360-nucleotide messenger RNA. The record is from RefSeq and is a predicted model, not a curated record. NCBI's taxonomy places the organism in Eukaryota, Fungi, Ascomycota, Leotiomycetes, Helotiales, Drepanopezizaceae.